AUGAUCCUACCCCAACUUAAUCAUGAACAGAUCCUUCAGAUCUUCGAACAGUUGCCUGUCAAUUUGCAAAGAUCAGAUUAUCUUCUCGUGGGCUGUGACAAUGCUGACAACUGGCUGAAUUUACUGUCGACUCUCUGGAAACUGGGCUUUCCCAAUAUUCUGAUCUAUAAUAGCACCCAAUCAGUAGAGGGUGUAUUUUAUACCAGCGAUUCAUUUCCUCAACAGCGAUUAAUAUUAAGUAGCAUUGAUCAUUAUUUGUGGGCACGUCGUCAUUGGUUCGACAAUCUGAAGGGUUGGGAGGUGCGAGUGGGAUUAUACAAUAAUCCGCCAAGAACUCUGGUCUAUCCGGAAAAACAAAUCUUUGAUGGCUAUGCACUGAUGUUACUACGAGAAUUCCUUUCUUAUAGAGGUGCAAAAUUUAUACCCAUGUUGACUCCCAACUAUAAGGUUUAUUCUCCCAACGAUUGUCUAGAUCUAAUGCGAUCAAAUAAGUGCGAUUUGUGUGGGGAUUUGUUUGCCUUCAGCAAUAAAUUUAGCUACACCUAUAGCUUUAUGUACUUGUAUUGCAAUAUUUUAAUACCCACAUCACAGCCCAUAUCCAAAAACUAUUAUAUUUCCGCUCCAUUAGAGUUGAAGACUUGGCUUCUUGUAGGAUUCUAUGUGGUUUUUAUCUGCAGUUUCGCCAGCUUUACCGGUUGGUUGCAACAUGGUCGCUUUGAGUUUGGAAAUCUUCUGCUCCAGAUAUUUGGUAGCUUACUCUCUGUAGGGUUUAAAUUUCGCCAAGUUCUAGGCAGAUUGCACUAUAUUCUAUUUACCAUCAUUGCAUUGGGGGGCUUAAUUUGCUCCACAUACUAUCUGGCAUUCCUGAAGACCAUUCUGGCAACGGGUCUGUAUGAACCACAGAUCGACAGCUUUGAGGAACUCGUCAGGCAGAAUAUCAGUCUCAUUGUUGGGGACUACGACAAGACGGUGCUUAAGCUGUACGAUUUUCCGGACAUUCUAUGGAACAUAACACAAGUGGUGCCCUACGAUUUUAUCGUGUCGCAUCGUCGUGUCUUUGACACCAACUACACUUACUUGGCACACAGCGAUCGCCUCGUUCUCUUCAGUUUCCAACAACAAUACAUGGCAAAACCUCGAAUGCGUCCUCUGCCCAUCGAUAUAAUGCAUUCCUUGCCAGGAUUUCCCAUGCGUCGGGAGUGGUUACUCAAGUUUAAGCUCAGCGAGACGCUCCUCAACUGUUUUGGCAGUGGACUUAUGCAAAAACUGGCAGCCGAUACCAACCGACAGACCAUACACAUUGGAUACUUAAGUCUUAUACCCUCGGAGCAGUACGAGGCACGACCUCUGACAUUGGACUACUUUGCCAUGCCACUAAAAAUACUUACUACGGGCAGUGGUUUGGCUUUUGUCUGCUUUCUAGGCGAAUUACUCUGGCGUUUAUUGAAGAUAAAACGGAGAAAUGUGUAA
Messenger RNA from Drosophila innubila, 1470 nucleotides. RefSeq lists its product as uncharacterized. The transcript has a single exon. NCBI's taxonomy places the organism in Eukaryota, Metazoa, Arthropoda, Insecta, Diptera, Drosophilidae. The record is from RefSeq and is a predicted model, not a curated record. The coding region runs from base 1 to 1470 and encodes 489 amino acids.